Anas platyrhynchos (mallard) is the source of this 5488-nucleotide messenger RNA. It is a transcript of the gene LMCD1, whose product is annotated as LIM and cysteine rich domains 1. NCBI's taxonomy places the organism in Eukaryota, Metazoa, Chordata, Aves, Anseriformes, Anatidae. Gene Ontology annotation, molecular function: zinc ion binding; transcription corepressor activity. The record is from RefSeq and is a predicted model, not a curated record. Gene Ontology annotation, cellular component: nucleus.
CGCCGGGGGCCGCCAAUGAAAGGCGCCGGGCGGGAGGCGCGCAGCAGGCGGGCAGCGGGCGCUGCGCGGGACGGAGCCGGGCACGGAGCGCGCAAGAUGUCGGUGGGCCAGCAGCAGUCGGGAAGAGGUGUGCCAUGCUUACGCUGCAGAGGGUCGUGCACAGGCUUCGAGCCACAUUCUUGGAGGAAAAUAUGCAAGUCAUGCAAAUGCAGCCAGGAGGAUCACAGCCUGAGCUCCGACUUGGAGGAUGACCGGAAAAUUGGCCGCCUGCUGACGGAUUCCAAGUACGCCACGCUCACUGCCCGGGUGAAAGGAGGGGAUGGCGUCCGCAUUUACAAAAGGAACCGCAUGAUCAUCACCAACCCCAUCGUGUCGCGGAAGGACCCCACCUUCGACACCAUCACGUAUGAGUGGGCUCCACCAGGGCUCACCCAGAAGCUGGCCAUGCAGUACAUGGAGCUGCUCCCCAAGGACAUGCAGCCGGUGGCGGGCACGGACGGGGCCUACCAACGCCGGCGGCAGCUGAUGAGGCAGCUCCCGGUGUACGACCACGACCCGGCCCAGUGCCGCGGCCUGGCCGAGGGCGAGGUGAAGCUGAUGGAAGACUUCGUGAAGAAGUACAAGGCCGAGGCGCUGGGCGUCGGGGAGGUGGCGCUGCCAGGCCAAGGCGGCAGCAGGAAGGAGGAGGGGAAGGCGCAGGACAUGGGCUCGGCCGCCAGCAAGACCCCCGAGACCACCAACGGGGCCCUGGAGGGCGCGCCUGCAGCAGAGCUCUAUCACUGCGAGGCCUGCAAGGAGGCGAUGCCGGCGGACUGCCCCGUGGUGUACGCGGACCGGGCCGGCUACACGCGGCAGUGGCACCCGGCCUGCUUCGUCUGCUGCCAGUGUGCUGAGCCGCUCGUCGACCUCAUCUACUUCUGGAAGAACGGGGCCGCAUGGUGCGGGCGUCACUACUGCGAGAGCCUGCGGCCACGCUGUGCUGGCUGUGACGAGAUCAUCUUCUCGGAGGACUACCAGCAGGCAGAAGGGAUGGCCUGGCACAAGAAGCACUUCACCUGCCUGGAGUGCGAGACGCAGCUGACCGGCAAAGCCUUCAGCCUGGACAAGGGCAGCCUGCGGUGCGCGACCUGCAGCAGGAGCAAGCGCCUCUGAGCGGGGUGCGGCUGCGGCAGGCACUCGAGGCCGAGACAGAGUCGGGGUGAUUUGACAAGAACGUGAAAAGUGGACAGUAAAACAAAACAAAAAAAUUAGAGCCUGGCUAUUCACUCUGCAACUAAGUACCCCCUUGCAUCCAACACAGUUCAGAAGGAGAUUUCCCAGGGGAGGAAACAAAGGAAAGCUGUAUGCCUGUGGGGUGGGAGGUCCCGGUGUGCCUUAUAGGAGGGGACUGAAAAGGAGGGUCCUGUGUUGGUGUACAAAGUCUCUCAAAGCUUCUCAUGACUAAGAUCUUGCGAUGUUUUAGAAAUAACACAUCUCAAAAAUAAUUUUUGGCACACUAAACCUAUGGUCAUGGUUAAAAAUGAGGGUUGCUUUUAUUUUUGAAGUCCAUGCUGGAAGUUUUACACUAACAGAAUGCUGACAACUGUACUAAAUCAAUGGUUUUGAGCAAUUUGAUUAACCCGAGUGAUUACUUUCUGAAAGCAAAUGAUACUGAAUUGCAGCAACGCAUAGCCGUAGCUUUCUCCAAUGUGUACAAUAAUGUAAAAAUAGGUAACGAGGUGGUACACAGUGAUCAGUUUAACCUUACUGAGAAGGGAACUGUGCAGACCUCCCCAAGGGCAGGGGGUGCUGGGCAGCCAACUAAUUCAACCGGUCUGGGUUUUAGCCAUGGAGCUGGAAUGCAAACAUUCCUGGCAGUUCUCGCCCAAACCCUGUUCCCAGUUUUAUCUCGCUUGCCUCCUACUGUCUGUUAUUUCAAGCGAGUGUUUGCACAGAGAGGCAUUGUGCUCCCACCGUUCACUGGAGGUAGUUAAGCAUUUAAAGUAUGGAACUUUUUCAGCUGCUUUCUGAGCAGGAGUUUUAUGGAAAACAGCUUUCCAGCUUAAGCUAUCCUAGUUGGUUUUUUUUUGUGCCUGAAAUGCUGCAAUGUCAGUUUUUUUCCCUUUAGUAAGUCAAUGACCCUCUCCAAGAAAUAGGGACAUGCUGUCUCCUUUGGAAGCCUGCAGCAUCCGUGUCCUGCAUGGUGGCACAACUGCCCCAGACCCUGGUCCUCGUGGUGCAGUUCUCCAGCCCCGAGUGAGGUCAGCAUCGUGUGUCAGGUCCCGUGGGAGGACAUUGUCCCAAGAUCUGCACUGCAUCUCUGCUGAUGGUGUUUGUCCCCUCCAUCAUGCAAGGCUUCUGUUAGUCACAGAAAAUGUCAGAUAGUCCAGGCUGGCAGAUGUCUGUGUGCUCAGUCUUUUUUCUUAUACUAAAUGGCUCCAUUACUUGCCAGAAAGAACUGGAAUAUUUUUUGCAGAGAUAAGCGUAUAAGGAGCUCACCAUUGCUAGGUUUUCAUUCCACUGCAGAAAUUGCUGGUUUCUCUCCUUAAAACCAACUCCAUGCUGUGGAUCUUUGCUUGCUUAUGUUUGAGUAACUUGCAAAUGAGCUUUGGUGGAAGCCGUCCCUGCUGCUGCGAGUCACGGACUAGACUCUGCCCCUCUGCCAUGUGCAGGGGGACGCCCAGCUCCCCAGGUGCGAGGAGCAGGCAGUGUCGGUCACUGUUUCACUGCAGGUGAGGCAGAUGUGGUGUAAGAUGCAUCUGUAUGUUUGCUGGGGGUGGUGUCUAACGCUUUUUCCACCCCUGUGCUUUUGUGUGGUUGAUUUUCCUGAAAACACUAGGGUGUUUAAGAAGAGUGCGUAAAACCCUACCUCCAGAGCUGGAGCAGAGCAUGGAAAUCCCAAGGCGGCAGCAUCAGCCGUAACUGGGGUGAGGGAUGUGUGCUGCGGGGUUCUGCCGUGUGCGUGCUCUGGGGGUCCCUGCAGCCACCUUGUCCACCCAACGCAUCCCAGGCCCUUUGGUGGGCACACCGAGAGUCUGGGGGAUCACUGCUGUCCGCUCAGGAGGGUGCCGCAAGCCAACGGGGGACGUGUAGACGAAAAGUUUUGAAGUUGUGCUAGGAAUAAUAAAGCUCCCUUGGAACAGCCUUAGAUACAGGCACUUUGGUUACAAGCAAAAUGGGACUGAAAAAUAAAACCCAGUGCUUAGCUUUAUUGCCUCUUCUUUCUUUUGUUACAAUGGGAAUGUUCGAUCUUUGUAAAUUAUUUUUAAAGGCACAGCAUAGUUCUGAACCCUAUGAUGUUAAGGCAGCCAAAAAUGCAUACAGUCAGUGUAAGCAGUGGGAGAAAUAGCGUGAAUCACUUAGGAAACGUUUCAGCAAAGACCUUAGCAUCCAAACAACAUUCCUUGAUGGGAAGUCAUUGGCUAUUUGUGCAUGCAGCUGGUUACCUCCAGAGUGAUUUGCCUGUGAGGUAGGUGCACGGCAUUACCCACAUUCAAAAAAACGGGAGUGCAAGAAAAAUCAAUAAAACUUUGAGUGUUUAAAAGUGAAAGACAGUUAACUGGAUAACUGUGGCCAACAGGCUGCUGCCGCCUCUUGCCAGGCAUUUUGCUCUGUUUUGCCAUGGUUGGCCACACUGACCCUGCCAAGUGCUUGUGCUGAAAUGAACAGGGAGGAAGACGAGCCCAAGCAGGGUGUUUCUUCAGUGCCAGUAUCUGAUUGGGCUCAAAGUCCCCGACCAGAGCUGCCUCACCCCUUGUAUUGAAGCUAGGGUUGGUGUUGGGGUGUGCGCCAGGCAGGGUGGCCCAGAAGAAGCUGCAGGCGGUGGUUAGGCUGUGUCCCUUGGUUGGGGGUGCUUGUCUGGGCCCCACCUGCAUGUGGAAGAAGAAGGGCUUUGAGCAUCAGUAGCUCAAACCACAUGGAUGGGACCCUCUGGCUGUGCCCAUGUGCAGCAAGGGGUGGCACUGCUCCCAGCUCCCACAGCAGCACGCCUGGGACAGGCAGGGUGUGGGUGCUGUGUCUGUGGGGCAGCACCUGCCCCAAAUCCUUCAAUGCUAGUGCCUUUGGCAUGGGUUUGUCCUACUGGGCUCUGGUCAGUCUGCAACCAGUAGCACCAACUUUGUAUGCGGCCUGUCCGCAUUCAUGCAGACCUCGUCACUAAUGGCUUUAUUUGGCUACGUGGAAAAAAGAUACCCCUGUAGCAUGUUCUGGUUUGGGGUUUGAUUUUGUAAUAUAUGAAUUGUAAUUCUUCUCCUCUGAAGCCCCUCUUUCAGCAUACGUAUACUUGCUUCAGGCUUUUUGGACUGCUGGCGUCCACCCGAGCCUUUUAGGUAUUCCUAUAGCUUGUAAAAUACUGUCUGCUGAAAAAUGUACUGCAGUUAAACAGCUUAACAAAAUCCUGUGCCUCUCAAGUGUCAGGAGCAAAAGCGUGAAAUUAAUGCAUCUAACAGCUCAAACCAUAUGUGAGUCUUUAGUUUCGAUAUUAAAAUUGAAAUUCGGAGUGAGCACGAGAAGACGUUCACCCCAAGUGGAGACGCUGCCUUGUUCCGCUGGGGUUUAUCGCCUGGAGCGAAGGAGGCUGCUGCAGCGCCUUCUGUGUGUCACGAGCUCCAGCUACCACGAAAGUUCAAUUUGUGUGGGUUUGCUGCUCUGUCUAACCGGGAGCCACCGGUGAGCAACACAGAGAGGAUCUUUCCAAAAUUAAUAGAAGUGGAGGUGUCUCACGGGGUUACUUGGUGUGACGGGAAUCGCCUGUGGGCAGGCUGUGCUGUGUGACUGCUGCAAUGUAUCUUGUAGCACAGCUGUUCCCAGCCCUUUGUUUCAAAUAAAAGCUCCUCUAUCAAGAACGCUGUGCGGCGUUGGCUGCCUGUGUGGCAGGCAGUAGGCACCAGCUCAAAAUGUCACCGCACGGUGCACCAAGCCACCGGGCAGCUAAUGUUAUUUAACCUUGUUGCCUGCCCGGCCUGCAGCAAGUCUCUGACGGAGGGUGCCGUAAGCGAGCCCCUCUGCUGGCGGAGCUCGGCUGCAUCUUGCUGAGGCCUGAUGUGCCUGCACCCCGAUGGGGUGCUGGGUGCCCCUCAGAGGCCUCAGCUCAUGGCAUUGCCAGCAGUGCCGCGGCUCUGAACAAACGAGAGUCUCUGCUCAUCAGACAGAAAGACAAAAUAAGAAGCAAGGAAGAAGCAGGCAGCAGGACCGGGCAGGCCACCUCGGGCACCCCCAGGGUGCUGGGACCAUGUCAGCGGGAACAGGCCUGCAGCGGGAGGCCGAGCCAUGGUUGUGCCGAGCUGAGCUCAGGAAAAGCAUCUGGUCUGGCUGCGGGUGGGCACCUGGGAGCACGAACCACGUAAGGGUCCUUUCUCCGUGCCCAGGAUGCUGCCUGGGGGUGACUUUCAGAGUGGUUUUGGUCAGAAAGGCAUUCCCAGCCCCUGCGGCUCUGCCUACUGCUUCUGUCCCUAUGUUUCUCACCAUGAAAACAUUUCUAAAACUUUAUAAAAUAAAUUGUUUCUCAGUA